Messenger RNA from Vespula pensylvanica (western yellowjacket), 8121 nucleotides. RefSeq names its product unconventional myosin-X (gene Myo81F). The coding region runs from base 168 to 6926 and encodes 2252 amino acids. Gene Ontology annotation, cellular component: cytoskeleton; myosin complex. The record is from RefSeq and is a predicted model, not a curated record. Gene Ontology annotation, molecular function: protein binding; cytoskeletal motor activity; ATP binding. NCBI's taxonomy places the organism in Eukaryota, Metazoa, Arthropoda, Insecta, Hymenoptera, Vespidae. Gene Ontology annotation, biological process: signal transduction. The transcript is spliced from 14 exons.
CGAGUCUAGUGCGGGCUCGAGUCUCAUCCUCGCGAUUCUAGACGGCCCGAAAAUUUAGCGCCCGGUCGCGGCGCAAAACUACUGCCUGUUUCUCGGCCAGUCGUGAGUCUCGUUGAAAAAGGGGUGGUUGGAGAAUAAUGUUCUUUGAGCAGUGAGCAACGCACAUCAUGGUCGUCGCGAAGCACUUCACGCAGGGCUCGAGCCCCGAGUUCGGGGUGCCGGAUAUGACGGUCAUUAGCGAUAUCGACGAGACUGGCAUCAAUCGGAAUCUUCAAGUCCGAUACGAGAGGGACCAGAUAUAUACAUACACAGGAUCCAUACUCGUAGCUGUAAAUCCUUACAAAGAGGUCGACUUUUAUACGAACGAAUACGUGAGUCGUUAUCAUGGACAAAAAAUGGGUGCACUCGAGCCACACGUUUUCGCGUUGGCCGAAGCAGCUUACAGAUCUCUUCAAGAUACGAAAAGCAAUCAAUCCUGCGUUAUAUCUGGCGAGAGUGGUGCUGGAAAAACCGAAACAACGAAAUUCAUCUUGCAGUAUUUAUGUUCGGUGACUAGCAACGUCGACACUUGGGUGGAACAACAGAUAUUGGAAGCCAAUACGAUUCUCGAAGCUUUCGGUAACGCGAAGACCGUUCGUAACGACAACAGUUCGAGAUUUGGAAAGUUCAUGCAAGUUUGUUUCGAUAGUAAAUGGAUGAUAAAGGGUUGUAUCAUACAGGACUAUUUGUUGGAACAAAGCCGUAUUACAUUUCAAAGUCCCGGAGAACGGAAUUAUCAUGUACUUUAUCAAUUGGUUGAAGCUGGCACAAGGGACAAGGAAUUUGCUGAACAGUACAAGCUUAUGCCAGCGAUUCAUUAUAAAUAUCUUAAUCAGUCUGGAUGCGUUAAAAUUGGAGGUAUAUCGGAUUCAAAGAAACUCGAUGCGUUGAGGCUGGCUUUUAAUGUUUUACAGGUUGCACCGGAAAUGUGCGAAGGAAUAUUCCGUGUACUAUCAGCUAUCUUAUGGUUGGGUAAUUUGAAUUUCGAAGAUGUUGACGGGGAGAGAUGCGAAUUGAGGGAAGAGGAUGACGACAUAAUCGAAACGGUGGCACCAUUGUUAGGUCUUCAAAUCGAGGAUCUAAGGAAGGUUGUAUUGAUACGACAGAUCAACGUACGUGGUAAUAUCACCGAAAUACCUCUUAAAGUGCAAGAAGCCAAAGAAAAUCGACACGCCAUGGCCAAAGCAUUAUAUUCCCGAACGUUUGCUUGGCUUAUAAAUCAUAUCAAUAAUUGUACGAAUCCAGGACAAGACAGUUCGAGAUUUCUCGGUGUAUUAGACAUAUUUGGCUUCGAGAAUUUCGCGGUAAAUAGUUUCGAACAACUCUGUAUUAAUUAUACCAACGAGAAACUUCACAAGUUCUUCAAUCAUUACGUUUUUGCAUUGGAACAAGAGCUCUAUCGUCAAGAAGAGAUUCAAUAUUCUCACAUAACGUUCACCGACAACACUAUGUGUUUAGAAUUGAUCGAGAAACCACCUAGAUGCGUUUUAAAAUUGUUGACCGAACAAUGCCAUAUGCCGAAGGGUUCCGAUCUCGCGUAUUUAACUAACCUACACGCGGAAUUCGAGAAUCAUCCGUGUUACGUGAAGGGUGACGAUCGUCGCAGAUGGGAAAAAGAAUUUGGGGUGAGGCAUUACGCCGGUUGCGUAACAUACACCGUAGAAGGUUUCGUCGAAAAGAACAGGGACGUACAGCAAGACGUAUUUUUCGACUUUAUGUCCAGGAGUACAAACGAAUUCGUCCAAGAGAUAACGGUUUAUCAAGAUCUCUUAGGAUGUACCGUAGCCCGUGCAACUGGUAACGCUGCAGCAACCAUGUCUCGCGGAACGUCAAAGGGCAAACCUACAUUAUGCGAUUCCUUUCGACAUCAAUUACAGGCUCUAGUUGACGUAUUGCAAGCAACGACGCCCUGGUACGCACGUUGCAUCAAACCUAACAUGGAAAAAGUAUCUAAUCAUUACGACGAGAAACUCGUACUCGAUCAACUCAAAUACCUUGGGAUGUUGGAUAUAAUUCGUAUAAGAAAGGAAGGUUUCCCUAUACAUAUGGGCUUUCACGAUUUCGUAGCUAGAUAUCGAUGUCUUGACAAAGGAAGAAAUUUGUUGUCCCGUGACGAGAGGGAAGCUGUUAGAUCAUUGAUAAGUAGCCAAGGUAUACCGGAAACCGAAUGGCAAAUUGGUAGGACCAAAGUAUUCCUUCGGAGUUAUGUACACGAACCUUUGGAAGAUUCGAGGAAUCAGAUGGUCAGCAGUAAUGCUUUGAUGAUACAAAAGAUUUGGAGAGGCUACGUAGUACGAAAGGAGUACAAGAAGAUCCGCGAGGCUGCGUUAAAAGUUCAACACGCGUACAGGGGCUGGAAAUUGCGCAUAAUAUUUAUUCGUAAACGAAGAGCUGCCAUUAUUAUACAGAGUCAUUUGCGAGGUGUUUUUGCUAGGGAAGUAGCUGCGGCUUUGCGCGAAAUGAGACGAGUGGACGAAGAAAUGAGAAAGAGAGAGAGAUUGGAGGAAGAAAGAAGAUUGAUGGAGGACAAGAAGGCAUUGGAGGAGAGUCAAAGCGCGCAGUACAAUGGUAUUGUUGGAAUGGAACCAGGAAAAGCACAAGAGGAGAUAGCUACGUUGACCCAAAUGGCAGAACAGAUGAAUUCUAAGAUAGCUGCGUCGGAUUUGCAGUCGGUCGAUUUAGACAAUUUGUUUUCCUUUUUAUCGGACGUUCAAUCGACGAAAAGCAAUCAGAUAAUCGAGGAAAUCGGUGAACAGAUGGAUAAUCUCGUAGAAGAUUUGGACGUCGAAUUAGAAACGGUGAUACAGCAGGAGAUGGAAAUGAAUUCGAAGAUCGAAUCGAAAAUGAACACACCUAAUGGCCAAGACGUUACCCCGGUACAGCAGGCACAACGAAUAGGUGGAAGUACGGGAAAAUUGGGUCAACCGAGUCUUCCAGAACCAACCGAACCACCGCCACCUCCGCCACCACCUAUUCCUCCGUUGGCAUUGAACGGUGACUCCUCGGCUGAUAACGGAGAGCCGAUAUACGAAUCUGUUUUACCGCGAGAAGAAAAUGGGCCUAGUAGUCCCAUCAUGAUCAAUGGUAGCCCGGGACAAAUGAACGGUGACUCUUGUGGCUCCCCACCACCAGUACCGAUUAACAAAAUGAAGGAACAACUUGCUGGUAGUCCCCCGUCGUUAACAGAAUCACAAAAUUCCAAUGGACAUCAUCUACAUCACAAUCAUCAUCAUCAUCAUCAUCAUCAUCCAACGCAAGUACCUCAACCCCAACAAAAUGGUCACGAUCAGCAACAACAGCAACCGUUGCAGCAACAGCAACAACAACAACAACAACAGCAGCAACAACAGCAACAGCAACAAUUGCAACAACAGCAACAACCGCAAGUACCUCAGCCGCCUAUCGAAAGGGAACAGAGAAGGAAAUGUAGGGUGGAACGUAAAUUGCAAGAACUUGAGGACAAAAGAGAACAGGAUAUCGAAACUACGUAUCACGAUAUCGUUGAAUUUGCACAGAAUUAUUUCAAUAGCCAUGAGAGAUCACCGGAAGGAACUAUAAUGGCUACGCUUACGAGAAAAUCCCGAGGGAAGAGUGUGGAAUAUAUACCAAAAUACGAGAUGGUUACCUAUUACAAAGGAUCUAGUAUACCAAAUUCUCAUAUUCAUAUGUACGAUCCAGAUAACGUUAACGUUGCCUGUUCGGUAUUCAGGGAUUUAUGUAAAUAUAUUCGUGGUGAGAUGAAGCUCGAUUUAGAAAUAGCAACUAUACAAAGUAUCAUCGGAUAUGGAAUAGAAAGGGAAGAGUUAAGGGAUGAGAUAUUUGUACAGUGUAUGCGACAAGCAACUAAUAAUCCUAAUCCCGAGUGGGCCGAACGCGUAUGGUUGUUGCUCUGUUUGGCAAUCGUAGCGUUUCAACCCAGCAAAUUGCUUUACAAAUAUUUCGUAUCCUUUCUUAAGAAGAAUUUAGUAUUGGAGGGUAAACUUAGACAAUACGUGCAAUGGUGUAUCGACAAUUGCAAGAACACGAAGGUUUCCUGCAGACAAUAUCCACCUUCUACGGUAGAGAUUGCUGCUAUGAGACGAUUGGGUACGAUCGUAUGCCGAUUCUUUUUUCUCGAUGGUAGAACAAAAGCUAUCGACGUACAUCCAACCGAUACCGCAGCCGAUGCCGUAGCCAAAUUAGCUGAUAAAUUGGGCCUUAGAUCGUUAGAAGGUUGGGCUAUCUAUCAAAGCAGGCCGGACGGUGAGGAACAUGUCAGAGCACACGAUUAUUUGUACGACGUGAUCGCUGCGUGGGAAAUGAAGCAAUGCAAAUUGAACACAUCUCAAUCAACGUUCUCGACGUUACGACGUGGAAAUAACGCAACUUUGGGAAGCGGAGACAAUCGUUUCGUAUUUAAACGGCGACUCUUCCGUAACACGCGAGAAAUCUCCCAAGAUCCUGUAGAAGUGAAUAUGCUCUAUGCUCAAGCUGUAUAUAACGUUGUUAAGUGCGAUGAUUUCCCAGUAUCGGAGAAAGUAGCUUUACAAUUGGCAGGAUUGCAAGCUCAGGUAGCAUUGGGUGAUCCAAAGGAUAACGACAGAUUAGAUUAUUAUAGCGAGGUCGAUAGCUUUUUGCCGUAUAGGAUCAGUCGGGCUCGUGGAGAUGACGUUUGGGUACCGAUCAUAGCUCAAGCUCAUAGACAAUACGGAGCUGGUCGAAAAGAAUUAGCAGCUAAAGUCUUAUAUCUAUCUUGUGUAAUGCAAUAUCCGCUUUAUGGUACGACUAUGUUCAAUGUCACGUAUCGAGGAUAUUGGUCCUAUGGAAAUCAAUUGAUACUGGGUAUUAAUUGCGACGGUUUAAUGUUGAUCAAACCCGACGAUAAAUUCGUAUUGUCGGAAUAUCGUUAUCAGGAUGUUGAAAGUAUAAUGUUGGAUCCAAGUGACUCGUUUAUAACGAUCUCCUUGCUACGACACAAUCCUGACAGUUCACACAAGUGUUUCGUAUUUGAGACGGCGCAAAAAAAUGAAAUAGGUAGUCUGAUCGUUAGUUAUUGUCCUGCUUUAGCGGGAUGGAUAACCGAGAACGAAGUUCCUACGAAAAAAUUCAAAGGUAUCACCAACGAGGAUCGUAUAAGGCUUUAUCAUAAUUUGGUCAAUUGUCGGCGGACAUUGGUCGACGGUGAGAUAUUGAGAAAACCACAAGAUUCCGGUGGUGGUUUUCUGAGGAAUACAUUGAGGAGAUUAUCCAAACAUAGGAUCGAAAAGUUACGACAAGAACACGGUAGCGCAACCGAUCACGGUGAAACCUACAAAGGUUUUCCUUAUGCAUAUUGGGCCUUUAGCAGACAGCCUAUACCACAGAGUCUUUCGAAAUUGCCUGAUCCGGACGAACAAAUGGCACUUAGCGUCUUCCAAUUGAUCUUAACUUACGCUGGUCUAGGACAAAAUGGCGAUACCGUUCGAAGGGUCGAAGACGAACACGUCAACCUGAUACAGACGGUCAUGGAAAGGUGUAUAAGAAAGGAAAAUCUUUUAGGAGAAUUGUAUCUGCAAUUGAUCAAACAAACGACCGACCAUCCUGAUCCAAACAGUCGUGUCAAUUUGAGGCAUUGGGCAUUGCUCUCGUUAGCCUGCUCGGUUAUUCUACCGCCGCAAAAGAUCAUUAGGAAAUAUCUUAUUGCCCAUUUGAAACGGUGCUCAAGCGAUUAUGUCACCGAGGAAGGUAAAUAUGCUAGAUUCGCCGAAAAAUGUCUUUACAAGACCCAAGGAACUAGAAGAAGACAAUGGCCACCUAGCAGAGAGGAGAUCAUGUGUACGAUCAAUCGUAGACCGAUCUAUGCUAGAUUCCAUUUCAUGGAUGGACAAUAUCAUGCCGUUGAAUUUCAUCCGUCCGCUACCGCUAGAGACGUAAUGGAGAUAAUCAAAGCUAAAAUUGGCCUUGAAGAGACAGCCAUGGGUUAUGCCAUUUACGAGGUAUUAGGACCUACCGAACGUGCUCUUAUUCCCGAAGAAAAAAUAGCGGACGUAAUGUCCAAAUGGGAACGAUACAGAACAGCUAGUGCGUCUCAGCAAGGUCAACAGCCGCAGAGGAAACACGCGCAUCACUUUUUCUUAUUCAAAAAACACUUGUUCCUCGAUCAGUAUAUGAAUCUUGAUGAUCCAGUGGAAAAGGAGUUGCUUUAUCAUCAAGUACUUCACGAUCUUCGCGCUGAUCGCUUUCCAAUUACCGAGAAGGAAGCCAUCAUGUUAACAGCUUUGCAAGCACAAUUGGAGCUCGGUGAUUGUCACGAUGGCCUUGCCGAGCAAGAAUAUAGAACGAUAUCGAGUCACUGCCUACCAUCAAGACUGGUACCAACUGUUUGCAUAGAAGGAGUACUUCAGCAUCAUCAAUCUUUACGCGGAAUGACACCGCCGGAAGCCAAGAAAGCCUUUUUAAAUUUAAUACAAUCCUGGCCUUUGCACAGGGCAACGAUCUUCGACGUGAUGCAAUCAUUCACUUCGAAUUGGCCCCGAGUCCUUUGGCUUGCAGUCGAUCAAUUAGGACUUCAUUUGCUCGAACAUCGUUCGAGGAAUACUCUUUGUACUUACGAAUACAGUAGUAUUCUCAGUUACAAUCCCGCAGUUAGUAGCUUCAUGAUUAUCACCUGUACCGAUAAGAAACAGAGCAAGGUUAUAUUAACAACUUCGCAGGCACACCAAAUAGCUAAUUUAAUACGGGAAUAUAUGGAGGUGUUGCAAUCACCUCCGGAAAUACCAAAGAGAGAUUCAGCGAUAGCCCAAUCGAUUGCUCAGCAACAAUACCCACAAACUACUGCGAAUCUUCCGGCUAAUAAUACUGGUCGAAAAUCACGACCUGCUUCGAUGUUACACAGAGGUGCACCGGUUAUACAAUCUCAAGCUAGCUAGAAUGUUUUGUUGAUCUUAUAUCAAUCGAUUAUGGAUGGACAAUUUUCAGCGAAGCACCUUUUAAUCAGCUUUCAGCUAUUUCGUAUAAGGGGACCGGAAAAUCGAAAGUGAUAUAUAUAUAUAUAUAUAUAUAUAUAUAUAUAUAUCUGUGUUGUAUCUUUUUGUUUAACGAAAGAUAUAAAUAUGUCUAUGAGCUUUCGUUGUCAAAGUGCCAUAAGUUUUGUAACGUUAUUAACAAUCUUGUUGUUACGUUACAUUGGUAGUGCACCGCCUAUAAUGUGCCCGGACCAAAUAUGUAUUUUCCUUUUUUUUUUUUUUAUACAUACAUAUAUAUGUAUAUAUAUAUGUAUGUAUGUAUAUAUGUAUGUAUGUAUGUAUGUAUGUAUGUAUGUAUGUAUGUAUGUAUGUAUGUAUGUAUGUAUGUAUGUAUGUAUGUAUGAUGUAUGUAUACAGGGAUAAAAAAAAAAGAGGGAACUGAAAAUCCCUAGUUGAUUUUUAAAAAUCGAUUGUAACAUUUUACGAGACAAUUUGUUAGACUUGCCUAAUUCAAUUAGGAGUUAAUUACUAUAAAUCUAAAUUUGCAAUCUAAACAAGACAAAAUGAAAAAAAAAAUAAUAGUAAACAAGAAAAAAAAAUUAGACUAAAAAGUAUCGAUCGAAAAAGAGUAAUUGGAUUUGUAAAAUCAUCUAAGGACUUUUGUCGACUCAAGCCCUCAAACUCCACCCUGUAUAAAGAAUCUUAUAAACGCGACUUCUGUAUUUCGAUCGCGUCGAUCAUUGUCCUCUGUUAUUCUUUCGGUGCAUUUACGACGAUAGAGGCAAAACGCAUUAUCGUGAAUUAUCAGGUUCCAUGUACUUUAUUCAAAUAUGUGCCCUAUGCGACGAAAUUAGUUUUAAAAAUGUGAUUAGUUUAUUAAUUUUUUGUCGAGGCCUACGAAAGACGUGGAAUACGAGACAUAACUAUAUUAUUAUAGGAAAUGCGGUAUAUAAUCAAAGAAAGAGAGAGAAAGAAAGAAAAGAAAAUGGAUAAUUUCUUUCGAUAUUUAUUCAAUUUAGAUUUAGUAAUUCUGAAUCCUGUGAGAAGAGAGAGAAAGAGAAAGAGAGACAUCGUCAGGAUAUUUAUUAGCUCUACCGCCGGCGGAAUGUAGAAAUGUAGCGUGACAACUAUUAUACGAGUAAAAAAUUAUCUUAACUGC